Lampris incognitus (smalleye Pacific opah) is the source of this 2155-nucleotide messenger RNA. RefSeq names its product neurolysin (metallopeptidase M3 family) (gene nln). The transcript has 13 exons. The coding region runs from base 17 to 2155 and encodes 712 amino acids. Gene Ontology annotation, biological process: proteolysis; peptide metabolic process. Gene Ontology annotation, cellular component: mitochondrial intermembrane space. Gene Ontology annotation, molecular function: metalloendopeptidase activity. The record is from RefSeq and is a predicted model, not a curated record. NCBI's taxonomy places the organism in Eukaryota, Metazoa, Chordata, Actinopteri, Lampriformes, Lampridae.
UUGUUUUUGCACAUGCAUGAAGGUUUUCAUCCAGGAGUGCAGAGGACCCGAGGCUUUGCGGGCAUGCUGUAGUGCAGCACACCGACUGCCAGAGAGUUGCCCGAGGAUGACCCUUAAGAACGAGUCUUUAACACCCGCCAGAGAUUGCUCUGGGGUUGGAAACAAGAGAAAUACACUGCGCUGGGACCUUACCCCAGAUGAGAUCAGGACUUGGACAGAAAAUCUGAUCGGGACCAUAAAGAAGGUCUACGACGACAUUGGAUCUUUAGAUAUCGAGAGGGUCUCGGUUGAGAACACGCUGAAAGCUUUGGCAAAGGCCAAAUUGGAUUAUGCGUCGUCCCGCCAUGUCCUGGACUUCCCUCAGUAUGUGUCUCCCUGCAAAGAGGUGCGAUCGGCCAGCACAGAGGCCGACAAGAAGCUGUCAGAGUUUGAUGUGGAGAUAAGCAUGAGGGGUGAUGUAUUCAAAAGAAUAAUUGCCCUGCAGGAAAAACACCACGACAAGCUUACACAAGAAGAAAAUAGAUUCUUAGAUCGUCUUGUAAUACUAGGCAAGCGUAACGGUUUGCAUUUACCAAAAGACAUACAAGAGGAAAUCAAGAGAACUUCCAAACUUAUAAGUGAGCUCUCCAUUGAGUUUAAUAAGAACCUGAAUGAGGAUAAUACCUGUCUUGUUUUUUCAGAGCGUGAAUUAGGUGGCCUAGCUGACAGCUAUCUCAAUGGCCUAGAGAAGACAGCAGAUGGGUGGUAUAAAGUUACCCUGGAAUACCCUCACUACUACCCUUUGAUGAAGAGGUGUCACAUUCCUGAGACCAGGAGGAAGAUGGAAACAGCGUUUCACAGCAGGUGUAAGGAGGUGAAUACCGCCCUCCUUGAACAGUUAAUAGAGCUGCGGGCAAAGGUUGCCAACUUACUGGGAUUUAGCAACCAUGCGAACUAUGUGUUGGAGAUGAACAUGGCAAAGAAUGCUAACACUGUGUCUGACUUCCUAGAUCAUUUCCAUGAAAAACUGAAGCCGGUGGGAGACAAGGAGAGGAAAUACAUCCUGGCACUGAAAAAGAGAGAGUGCUCGAUGGCGGGCCGCCACUACGACGGACGGAUCAACGCCUGGGACUUGCCGUACUACAUGAAUCAGGUGGAGCAGGUCAAGUUCGCCGUGAACAAGGACAAACUGAUUGAGUAUUUCCCGCUCCGCGUGGUGACGGACGGGCUGCUGGGUAUAUACCAAGACCUACUGGGCCUCACCUUUACACAGGUGGAACAUGCCCGUGUGUGGCAUGAGGAUGUCGGCCUCUAUUCAGUGCUGGACACCGAUACCGGGGAGGAGAUGGGCCAGUUCUACCUGGACCUCCAUCCGAGAGAAGGGAAGUAUGGACAUGCUGCCUGCUUCGGGCUCAAACCUGGCUGCCUGGGGCCUGACGGCGAACGUCUGCUGCCCGUGGCAGCCAUGGUGGCCAACUUCACCAAGCCCAGGAAAGGCUGGCCCUCUCUGCUGCAGCACCAUGAAGUAGAGACUUACUUCCAUGAGUUCGGUCAUGUCAUGCAUGAGUUGUGCUCAAAGACCGCAUUUUCAGAGUUCAGCGGGACCUUGGUGGAGACAGAUUUCGUAGAGGUGCCCUCCCAGAUGCUGGAAAACUGGGUAUGGGAGAAGGAGCCUCUCAAGAGGAUGUCCGGUCACUACAAGGACGGCUGCCCAAUCCCAGAUAAACUGCUGAACAAACUCAUUGCUUCCAGAGUAGCCAACACUGGUCUGAUGAAUUUGAGUCAGGUAGUGCUUAGUAAAGUGGACCAGUCGCUGCACACCAGCGCUCGUGCGGACACAGUGGAGGUGUUUGCAAAGCACUUCCAAGACAUCAUGGGCAUCCCUGCAACCCCAGGUACAAACAUGACAGCGAGUUUCAGCCAUAUAGCUGGUGGAUAUGACGGGCAGUACUAUGGCUAUCUAUGGAGCGAGGUCUAUUCCAUGGACAUGUUCUUCAGUCGUUUCAAAAAGGAAGGCGUUAUGAAUCCAAAGGUUGGUAAACACUACAGGAGGGUGAUUCUUGAAGCUGGGGGCUCUGCAGAUGGGAUGGACAUGCUGAAAACCUUCCUUGGACGUGAGCCGUGCCAGGAUGCCUUCUUUCAGUGCAAGGGUCUGAUUAAGUCAGAGGAAAUAUAA